AGUAAAGACAAGGAAGGUAACAGUGUUUUGUAGGACUGUGUAGCAGGGGCGUGGGUAAUUGCACUCCCGUUCAACUUCAGGUUAUUAUUAUAAUUUUUUUUUCAAUAUUUGAUGUUCAUGGAAUUUCUGAAGGGAUAUUUAUAUAAAAAUCAAAAAGUAUAUUGGACAUAGUAAAGUGAUCAAAACAUGUAAAAAAAAAAAGCUGGCUCUUUUACUGUUAAUUUAUAACUAGCUACUAAUACACCUAUAACCCAAAAUAAGUUAAAUGCUAAUUGCAAACCAUUAUUUGACUUUUACUGAUCGUGAGACGGAUAUUUCGUUUUCAUUUGGACUGAAGUGCAGUGUACUGUAACGAUCAUGUCCGCAUCAACUUCAAACACAUCUCACCACCAGCAGCAAAGAAUGAGACGCAGCAAUGCAGGUUCUCCCACCUCAACCAGCAACAGCAACAGCAACAGCAACAACGGCAUCAGCAGCAGCACCAACAGCAGCAACCGUCUGCUGCAGCCCAUCCGCGCCACUGUGCCCUACCAGCUUCGUGGCAACCAACAGAGCCCUACCCGUUCUCCUUCUUCCUUUUCAGUGGGGAGUAACACAGGACUGACAUCCUCCCGGUGCUCUAGCCCGCCCAGUCCGACACAGCUGAUUACGAACCCGGGCGGCAGCAGCUCUGUGGAAGGAAGACGGAUUGGGAGGCAGAGACGAUCUCCAGACAGCAGGAGCUCACCUGAGCGAAUGAGUCCGAACUUGCCUGUAUACAGAGUUGAGAGAUCCAAGUCCCAGCAAAUAAGAACCUCGAACACCAUCAGACGGACCUCUUCCCUGGACACAAUCACAGGACCUUACCUCACUGGACAGUGGCCUCGUGACCCUCAAGUGCACUACCCUUCAUGCAUGAAAGAUAAAGCGACUCAGGGACUAUAUUCCUCAACGGAAGGUUACCCGGCGAAAUAUCAGAAGUUCAAGACCCCAAAUUGCUGGACGGAAGAGGCAGCAGAGAAGAGAAGCACACAUCAGCGUUCUGCCUCUUGGGGCAGUGCUGAUCAGCUAAAAGAGUCUUCCACUCUGGUCUAUUUCCAGCAGAUUGCAAAACUAAGACAGCAGCUCCAGCGCAGCAAGCACAGCAGUCGGCACAGCAAAGAGAAGGAACGUCAUUCUCCUCUCCAUGGAAACCACACCACAGUCACCCAGACUCAGGCAUCUGUGUCAAGAUCAGUCCCAAUGCCAUUAUCAAACAUUCCAGUGCCAAAGUCCACCAUUUCCCGUGUACCAAGCAGCAUGGAGGGAAUAAAUCAUGAAUUGGAGAAAGUGUUUAUUAAAGAUAAUGAAGAGAAGGAAGAAUUGAAGUCCCUGGAGGUCCCUGAUGGCCGGCGAGCUCCGUUCCCUCCUCACUACCGUAGCAGCAGCACCCGCAGCAUCGACACACAGACGCCCUCCGUCCCGGAGAGGAGCAGCAGCUGCAGCAGCCAUUCACCAGGCAUAUCCCCCUUCUGCCCUCCUGGAUCUCAGGAUGGAAGCCCCUGCUCGGCAGAGGACCUUCUGCAUGACAGGGAUAAAGACAGUGGAAGUAGUUCACCUUUGCCUAAGUUUGCCUCCUCUCCCAAACCCAACAACAGUUACAUGUUCAAACGAGAGCCCCCAGAGGGAUGUGAGAGAGUCAAGGUCUUUGAGGAAAUUUCGUCUCGUCAAUCAAGCUCAGUCCCUCUGUUUUCUUGUCCUGACAAAAACAAGGUGAAUUUCAUCCCGAGCGGCUCUGCUUUCUGUCCUGUGAAACUAUCUGGAUCCCUCAUCCUGUCAUCUUCUGACCUGAUGCUCAUGAACUCUCCUGGCCCGGUUCCUGUUCUAAAUGUUGGUCAAAGCACAACUGCAAGCAGCCCUGUCACUGCUGAACAGCUCUCCUCUCAGGUCUCAGUUGACACCAGCACAGCAGACUCUGCUGAGGCCUCAGCACAGCUGCCAUGCCAGGAGGCACCACCAGAGGAGCUCUCCUCGCCUCAGAACUAGGUGGUCAUUUAGUCUGUAGCAGAGCAGGCCUCUGCCUAGUGAAUGGGCCUAAUCUUGCUGUAUUAAACAUCUGCAUGGAGUAGCAACAAUGUCCAGAACAAAAAAAUGUGUAGUGUUCUAAAAAGUAUUUCUUUAAACACUGUUCUUGGCAGGGAUAGAACUAAUCUCUUUUUAAGUAACUCUGUAAGAAAGCUUUUAGUGGGGUACUAUUCAUUUCAUAGUUUGUUUAAUCAUAGUAGUAUUGUGUCCUGUGUUCUGUUCAAUAUCUACAGUAUAAAUAAGCUAUAUAUCAAUACAUUAAAAACAAACAAACAAAAAAAACAACAAAAAAACUGUCUAAACUGAAACUGUGUAUUGCUGUGUCAUGUAUGUUAUGGAGAAUGCUGUAUUUUUUCAGGAUUAUGUUUACAGUCAAUCCAGGUUAUGUUUCUAAACUUCUUUAAUAUAUACAAUGCAAAGAAAUUAAUAAUAAUUAAUGGCCACAACAGUUGCACAGUGCCCAUAUAUUGGCCUAGCUUCAGGUACUUCUAUCGAAGUUUAAACUCAGGUAAUUUGGAAUGUAUCCACGUAUACUGAAUUUGUGGAAGUUAACAAUAAGCAUCACUCUCUUGCCUUUCCUUUUUUGUAAUCUUUCCACAUUACAUUCCAUGUUCUUGGAAAAAGUGCAUUCUGCUCCGGGGAAGGCUUCCUGGACAUAACCAGCAGAAAUGUGAUGUAUGACAUCACACUUACUUGUGAUUUAAACAAAACAAAAAAAUCUAAAAAUUUUCAAAAGAUUCAGGUGUUUCUCAUUCAAUGACUGUUAAGCUCUUGAAAAUAAAAGUGUUCAUUACUAGGCUGAACAUGAUAAACAUUCCAUGAUAAACAAACAGCCCAAGUACACAUAACAAAGGAACAUAUCAGGUUACAGUAUAUGACCUGUCCUGUUUGUCAGGCUAAUUAGCCUAUUAUGUGAAGUGCUGCUUUUCUUUCACCUGAUUUCAGAUUUAGUUUCUCACUUUGACCUCUAAAUUCAUAUCAGCAUGUUUGAAAUGUGUACAAUUGAGUCAGUCCAUAGAGAAUUAGAGAAUGUGUGUGUAUAUAUAUAUAUAUAUAUAUAUAUAUAUAUAUAUAUAUGGUGGCCUUGUACCAUAGUACAUGCUAUUUCUAAUUUACACUAAACGAGACAGCACCAAAACAGUCCAGAAAAAGGUUAUGACACGUUUAAAGCAGUAUGUUAAGAUGGGUUAGAUGCUUUAUUUGUUACCAUGUCAUGCAUAACAGAAGUUUUGCUUUUUUUCUUUGCAUUUCUUGAAAUGUUUAAAAGCUAUUGUUCUGAAGACACUCAGCAGGUUUUUAAAACCUGUUCUUGUAAUAAAAAACAUGAAUGAAAUUACAUCACACAUAUUUUAAAAGCUCACAAAUACUAUUAUGACCCUGGAGUUAAAAACACAUCAAAUAUAAAUCUCUUAAGCUAUGAUUAUGUGUGCAAUAAAAGCAAUGUAGGUCGAAAUUGGAAAGAUUCAAUGUUACUCUAAACUUUCAAUGUUACUCUAAAUGCUACCAUUACUAUCACAUUUACAGAACAGCAGAGGAAUUAAAUUUGAAUUGUAUAUAUCAUUGUUGCAAACCUGCUCAUAUCUUUCUAAAAUUAUUAACCAAACUCAAAAAGAAAAAAAGGCUAAUAGUUUGUCCCGUAUAAGAGGGAACUAAAACAUUCCAUGUGUCUCCCAUGUCCAGAAGUAGAUUUGUUUGUUGAGAUUGGUAAAAGCUUGUUUGAAGUCUGUAUAUAGAUUCACUGUAAUAUCAAGCCACUGUGCUAAACGGUAUUUAUGAGUUGCCACACAAUGUUGCUUUAAAGAAUUGCAGUGUGUGGCUUUUGUUUUGUAUUUUUCAAGAUAUAGCUCUUGUGUCUUAUUUAAAUAAAGUUAUUAGCAGAACCAAAACAA
This is a messenger RNA of Acipenser ruthenus (sterlet), 3932 nucleotides long. RefSeq names its product glucocorticoid-induced transcript 1 protein-like. Gene Ontology annotation, cellular component: cytoplasm. The coding region runs from base 358 to 2004 and encodes 548 amino acids. The transcript is spliced from 9 exons. The record is from RefSeq and is a predicted model, not a curated record. Lineage: Eukaryota; Metazoa; Chordata; Actinopteri; Acipenseriformes; Acipenseridae.